Acanthaster planci (crown-of-thorns starfish) is the source of this 6972-nucleotide messenger RNA. RefSeq lists its product as uncharacterized. Gene Ontology annotation, cellular component: cytoplasmic vesicle. The record is from RefSeq and is a predicted model, not a curated record. Gene Ontology annotation, molecular function: protein binding. Lineage: Eukaryota; Metazoa; Echinodermata; Asteroidea; Valvatida; Acanthasteridae.
CUUUGAUUGGGUCACUGACUAUGUUAUUUCCCCUACUUGGGAUCAAAGUCAAACGAGACUUUUUAUCAGAGUGGCCACCGGGGCAUAAUGUAAUUAUGCAAAUGCCAUUCCUCUGCGGGGCUCUUCUUUUUUGGUUGAGGCAAGCAGAAGGACACUGAGUCAGCGCUGGAGAGCUUGAGCAGCGGCUGAACGUGCGUGUGUACGCUGUGCACGUACGUGGGCCGUCGUCACAGCGCCGCAACAUUUCUUGCUGCGUUGAUGAAAUCUACUGUUUUUCUCGCCGCCAUGUUGUGAGAUCUUUUUGGAUGGAUAAUCUGAAUGUACCGUGUCUCUUGGUCCCUGCAGAUUUACCAGGAGUGAAGUUUUCAAAGGUGUGAUCACAGUAGAAUACAGCCAUGCCGUAGGCAGUAUUUUCAUCCUUCUUUGUGGGUGUCUGUCUAUAUGUGUGCCCAACUAUGCCAGCGAUCAACAAUGACCAAAAGUGGGAGGUGUCCGGGAGGGGGAUGGGUGUAACUUGUCUUCCCCCUCCCACAAGGUCCCUCCCGAGCAGCCCGCCAAGAAUCGAGCAUCUGAAGCGGAUGAGUCUGUCUGCAAUGCUCGGGGAGUACCACCGAGACGAGAUGCACAGAGACUUGCCCAUGACCUCCUCUUUGCCGUGCAAUUCUCUGCAGGGUUUUCGAGCAAUGGGUGAGUCGAUCGAGAUGACCAACGACCUCCUGGAUUUGAGCAAGCCCUUACCUUGGGAUCGACUGAAGCGGGGUGCGUCCACAAUGAGCCUGGAUAGCCUCAACGAGAACUACAUGGAGUCAGUGCCAGGUGAGAUGGCUGUCCUAGAGGACCAGGACAAGACGCCAGUGGCUACCUGCACCUGCGGCAAGACCACCAACUUUGAGUGCUGGGUGCACCGUGUGCCAUUCAGCGGGGCAGGUGAGCUAACGGAAGAGAUCAGCCAGACAUGUCUGCAGCUUGUGAAGGAGUUGCGCUCAGAGCCGUCUGGCUGCGACGGAGUCAUAAAUGAUCCGUCCUAUGAAAACAAACAUGACUAUGGAGGUUUAGACCUCCACUUGAAAGAUUCCCCACCGACCAAUCACGUCAGAGAGUCUGUUGAUACCCCCUGCAGUUGGAAGAAGGAGCGGGUAUCCACCAAUGAUCUGGUGAGAGAUUUGGACACCCCCAGUUCAAAGUCUUCAGGGAGCCUUGCCUCUGCACCGUCCAUCCACCGCUCCGAGCUCUCCUCGAGUCCUGACAGUUAUGACUUGCUGUACAAGAGCUUCGAGGUUGCAGCGGAGAUGGACCGGCUGCAGUUGGAGCGCGGGCAGAGUGAGGGGAGCUCUGUGGGCUCCUCCUUGGAAAGCCUGAAUCGUACCUCCCCCAAACUCCAGAAGGUGCUGAGCCAGAAGCGGCGCAGCAGCCCCGAUGGGUCUGGGGAAAGCCCCACCGAUGUUGCAAGUUGCGACUCCAUCACGGGAAGCCAAAAAAAUCUCUGGCUCGCCCUACAACCACAGUACAACCCUCAGCCACUGACUCUGGAUACAUAUCGAUACGAAGUCAUACAUAAAGAGGACACAUGUUCCAAUGAUACAUCCCAAAAGGUCACCUUUGCCUCACUUGCCAAGAAAAAGAAGAAGCCCGAAGUCACAACCUCGCAGGUGUUACCCUCAGAGGUCACCCACUGGACUGAGCUUGUAACCUUGGGACUUCCGAAAGAGGAAUCCUGCUUACAGCCCCACACCAGCCCAAUCAGUUCUUCCAAGUGUGAGGCUGGGAAUAAAUCCAAGAGGCCCCACUCCCUUCCAAUCCAGCUGAGGCACAUACAGAAGCCCUCCAGCCGACCUCAGCAGACCCCGGAGCAAAGCCAGCAAGGGAAUACUGGAGGGGCACCUGCUGGCAUCAAGGGGGUCACAAGGACUGUGAGUGCACCGGAGGGAUUUGCAUGCAGCUUCCCAAGGUCGGCUGGAUCUGGACAGGAUUUAUCUUUGACAAAAAUGACAUCUUGGGUUGUCCCUGCAGCCUCGCAGAGCACCAGCAGUGUCUCUCUGUUGACGCGCAAGCGGCACUACAAUCAACAUUACCACACAACCCCACAGCUUGAUCCUACAAUAGGCUGUGAGGGGAGUACAGACCCAAAGAUGGCUGCCGGUAGUCCGUUGAUCAACAGCAGUAUGCAGGACAGUGGGCAUGGAAUGAGGGACCUGAGUUACCCAUUAGGUUAUGACAGUAAUGCACAGAUGCCAGUGCGAGCAACGAGGGCACGGAUCUUUGCCAUGGAUAUCAAUGCCAACUUCACUGAGCCCCAGGAGCAAGAUACCUUCAUUCCAGAGCACCAUCAUUUUAUCCCCCAAGAAAUCACAUCGGAGACUGGAAACCUCCAUAGGGAAAGCCCCACUUCCAGCCGCGUCAUAUUAGGGAACCCUCUCCAGGAUAGGUUGCAUUUCCGGUCCAACCUUGGGGUGGAAUCGUCAGCCGAUUGGGUCCCAGGGCCAAGGACCACUUGGCUGGACACAAACCGGAGAACAGUGAUACCCCCAAGAACUCUCAACCUCAUCACCCAAGAGGAGGUCAGGCCACUACAAAAGAAGGCCAAAGAGUUGCAGACUUGCUCUCGAGGUUGCAGCACCAACAGCCCUCCUGAGGUGGACCCAACAAGUUUCUUGAGAAUGUAUCCGAGGACGUACAAGGAGAAUGAACUGAUGGCCAAAGACCAAACCAAAGAAUGCAAGGACGUCGGAGUGAGCACCGAUGAAACGUUAAAUGGGAAGGGGGGAUGCUUUUGCCCCUGUGCUAAAAACUAUCACCACAUUGCUGAUAUCAAUCAGUCAACACAGACCCUGGAGUUGCGUGAUCAAAGCAGCCAAUCAGAUCUGCCCAGUAGGUGUUUGUUGGAUUCUGGAGACCGCUCUGAGAGUGGGAACAUCUCAAAAAUUGUCAAAGGAGAGUCAUUGGAUAAAGGUUCACAGGUGGGGCUCUGUCAAGAUGCUAAGGAUCAAAGCAGAUUGGACAAACGAACCUUGGAAAAGAGUGUCCAGGGAUCGAAAGCAGGAAGAAAAAGCAAGCCAAAAGUGAGACAGGGGAAGGACUGCACCAAAAAGGCUGUGCCCACAGAAACCAGCGUCCAGUCCUGGCGGGUGGGUGGCAAGGGACGACGCGGAAGUCGGACCAUUGUCACGUGCGAGGAGUCGCACGUUGCAGAUGCCUUGACCAACCGUGUGGUCCGGAUCCAGAAUGUCGGGGCUUCCACGCUGCCUGCCUCAGCCGACAAGAAGUACAUCCGUCAUCGGCCCCUGAAGCCCAUCCACCAGGUCGAUGCAGAACAUCAGCAGAGAAAAGGUUGGCAUGAUAUUGUUCGUGUGGGCAGUGAUAUUCGUGAUCGUGGCGUAAAGUUACUGCAGAAGCUUUGCGGCAAUGCUGACCAGCCAGUGGCCCCUUUGCCACCCACUGUUAUUGCCUGGCCAGGCCUACAGGAUUCCAUGCACUCCAGGGCUGACCGCGUCAACUCCCUCCCGGCCGACCUCAGCCAGUACCGCAGCUGGGGCACCGCUGCAUCCAACCCACAGCCUGGCCAGUCACAACCCCUGUCGUCCGCUGGCGUGAGUACCGCUGGCCAGCCAAUCAAGCGCAUCUUGUCAUGGGAAUCUGGGGCAGAGAGGCACAGCAUUGACGAGUUCCAGCUGGACGCAAAUGGCACAAGUUUGAAGGGGCGCCCUCUCAGUCUUGAUGUGUCCAGUGAUUACGAUGUUGGUGCUGACUGCCUGCCUCCGCAGGAGAUGCAAGUUUCUCCCCGAGAAGCCAAAGAAGAAGUUGAUUUGGUACAAAAGAAAGCUCUUGUGACGGCAGUCGAGGGCGCUGUUGAACACAUACUGAGCCACUUUGGCCAGGCAAAGACAAAGAGCUUGGAGGAGAAGGGCCGUCUGGGCAGCACAGCCCUUACUCCAGAUAUUGGCCAUCUGAUGCUCCACUACCUGUGUCCGGCCAUUAGAGCCUUAUUGCUGGAUGGACUACAGCCGCACGUGACCAGCUUCUUUGUUGGACGCUUGAAGACAACACUGUGGGGUGUCGUGGAGGCAACCACUCAGCUUGGACCCGGUACGAGGCCCUUGCAUGAGCUUGUCCGGCAGCUGUCCCAGCUGGCAUACUUGAAGACGUCAGACCUUAGAGUCAAUGCUUUCAUCAUGGGACUCCUCAACAUCCGAUGCCUGGAGUUGUGGCUGGAGCAUAUCAGAGACCAUCCAGAUAUCGUCAGGAACCUCUACGAGCCAAAUGCGUUCUUGAGUCUUUGCAACGGUGCCACCAAGGCUUUCUUUGAUCGGCUCUUGAUUGCCAUUCAACCACUCACGCUUCUCCCCUUUGACCUGGACUACAAAUUUGAGCACCAGGGCCUGGUGCACGAGCUCAACCAGCAGAGGGAGAAGCAACAGCUGAUGGAUCGGUACGGCGGCAAGCCCAACAGCAGUACACUCUUGACACAGAGCCACACCUCAGUGGGAGGGAGUUGGCUCAAAGGAACAGCCAGCUUGCUCUGGAAAAACUGGGAGGGGACACAGAAGCCGGAAGAGCCCGCCUCAAGUGGGACCAUGACCUCAUCGCUAGGGUUUCUAAGAAACAUAAAGGGACAGAGGUCAGUCGAAAGAACUAAAAAUAGUCGGUCUUCAGAACAACCUGUUUCUGGGAUGUUGAAGACUGACGAAAAUUCCACCCCUACUCAGGGAGUGGACCCAACCAGAGACUCAUUUUCAAACAAGGAAGCCAGCAACAGUUGGUCCCUUGAAUGGAUCAAAGGGUUUGUGGCAGCUUCUACAGAAGCGACCACUUCCAAUGCAGGGGUGAGCAGUACAAAGAAUAUGACAUCAUCAGGGUCGACAUGGAGCAGAUUUGGAAGCAGCCUUUCAAAGGCCUUUGACCGCAUCAGGCCAGACAGCAUAGCUACCACGACCCAACGACAGCCAGUACGGCAAGAGUGGCCUAGCAGAACAUCAGACAAAGAAACAAUCUCCCCCAAGCAAGUUGCAUCUCCAAGGAAGAUGGAGUCACCGAGCAGCCCUGUGGCUCCAGGGAGUCCUGUCAAGGCGCGCUGCCAUCAUGUCACCAUGUCCAAGGAGCAGCUUAGCUUCACCAAGGGCUCCAUCCUGACCGUUCAGCAGCAGGUUGAUCCCGAUUGGCUCAUGUGCUCCCAGGGUGAUCAAUCGGGGCUUGUCCACAUCGACUAUGUCCAGGGAAUGGAGUAAGGUGUCUAUAUGUCUAUAUUUGUGAAAAGGAUUACGCUUCAAUUUCUUUUCAGCCCCCGGCACUCAGAACGUGCUGUUUCCACAAUAAUAUACCGUUGUUCUUUUCCACAGAAUUCUUCAAGUUCAUCUUGAAUUCAUCGAAAUUAAAUGAGAAAGAAGCAUAAUCAAAUGUAAUUGAUGACAUGAGGGUAAAAAGGAAAACAUAAAUACCAGAACUUAUUUUCUUUUUGUUUUAAUUGGCUGAUAGGUGGUGACGAAAUUUGAUUAUGUGGCAAAAACUACCUACUUUGAAAAAAUUGUGGCACACUGUCCCUGAGUUCUGUGUGAUUGUAAAGCAUGACAGUUCAACUCCAUAUAUCUGAAAACUGUAGAUUUAGAAUUGCGGGACAAUAAUACCCUUCAAAUGGCAUAGAUAGGGCUGUGAAUAGUGUGAAAUUAGGCAUCUUUAGUUGGCCCAAAUUUCAAAGCACUACUUAGCACAUGUGCAUAUACCUCAGUAAAUGCUGCCCCUAAUGAUAAAAGGGUGAGGCCACAUGACCAGCAGUGAUUUAUUUGCAUAUUUAAUCCAUCACAAUUUAUGGACGCACAGUUCAUGAAUGGAUACCUGAAAUUUGGGAUACUAGGAAGUUUGCCCAACUUGGUUUGAUGUCUGCCCAGCGCCACCAAUAUGGUAUCUAAUCUAAUGGUAUUUCCCAUAAUGAACAGAUAUUUUUUCAUGAAUAGUUCUCUCAUUAGGAGUUGUAAAACCAGUGUCAUGUGUAAUUAAUGUGUUUAUAACAAAAACUGGCAACAUUAUGUUUGUUGCAUUAGUGAUAAGCCAGGCCACUGAUGUACAUGUAAUCCAUUCAGCCAUUCAUGUAUUUAACCAAACUCGCAGUAAUAAGUAAAAACGGAUAUUUCAAACACUGGUUUUGUACUAGUGAACCUUGUUAGCAGUGUUACAGUUGAGUAUACCGAAGACCAAGGCCUGGGAAAGAGUACUCAAAUCUAAAUUCAGAUUUGAGAACUUCAAAACUGUUGAUGAGAAGAUUUAGGUAUAUACUUUCAACUUUUUCAAAAUAUUUAACUUCCUGUUCUAUUUAACUUCAUGUUCUUGCUCAUUUUUACUCACUGACACUAUUAACUUCUUUGGCCUGUUUUGUCUGUUGAGUAGUAAGCACAAAAAAGUGCAAUACGUUUGAUUUACCAUAUUCCCUUUUGGCUGGCUCAUCUAGAGCAAAAAAUUUUCCAUUGUAUCAUCUAAAAUGCUAAACUUAAGGCAUGCGCAACAUGUAUGCCACUUGCUUGAUUUGCAUGCCGGUCUUUUACUGCUAAGUCAAAGGUCAUCUUUACGGCAAGCAUUUCAAUUCAGCAAUGUAAUAUUAUGUAGAACGUUUGAUGUGCAGUCCAGUACUAGAAUUAGAGAUGUGUGACUUGAAGCGUUGAAAUAUCUUUGCCUGAUGAACUUACAACACAAUGAUUAAAAUCAGCAUAAAUGCUUCGUUCAUUAAAUGUGUAGUAGAUUUCUGUUUUUGCUGAAAUGGAACACAUCUGUAAAAUUGUAAAAUAUAACGUAUAAUUCAUCCCAAGCCGGCAUGUACAGUAUGCUAGUUCUUGUAAAUGUUUCUGUAGAAAGUGUACAGUAGGUGUAAAAACUAGAUUCUUUCCACAAGUGUGUAUGCUCCAGAGACCAGGAAAAAAGACAAAACGCGUGUUUGGUUGCCCUUGUGAUGUCUGGAUGCACAAAUUAAUUUGGAAGUGAAAUCAGGAA